UAAAACUGAUUCAUAUGUUUCGUGUUAUAUCCGCAAUGUCGGAGUUACGUGUUCCACAAAUCGUAAAAAUUUUACUUGAAGAUGACACCUUAUUACAAGAUUGGGUAGUUUUUGCUGAAAUUCUAGAAGCCCCCUCCCAUCGAAUUACCUCACUUAGAAAGCAACGCAAUUUAAGUAUUCUAACAUAUCAUGAACUUUUGAGAGAAUUAUUGUUAGACUGGAGUUCAAGAUUAGGAAAAGUGGCGACAAUAUCUCUUCUUGUGAAUCUUUUGAAAGAGAAUCACUUUGUUCAGUCCAGUGAAAAAUUGGAAGAUUUGCAAACCAUUAGUGGAAACAAUUGCAUAUCAUCAUCUUUCGUUAAUCAGAAUGCGAUCAACUGGGAUAAACAAGUCCUCUUCGGAGUUCAACAUCCUGUCCGCAGCUUUGUCGGGAGGGAGAAGGAGCUUAAAGAACUUGACGAUCUCUUAACUGAUGGAAUUAGCCCACUCGCCGUAAUCUCUGGACUUGGAGGAAUGGGAAAGUCUGAGCUUGUAAAGAAAUUCGUCAUGAUCACUUCCCCAGAACGGAUCCGCGUGGCAAAUUGGGUAAAUGGGGACGCUUUUGAAACGCUGAUAUCAUCCAUUGAAGAAUUUGCCAAGUUCCUUCACCUCCCAAUAACCGAUCCCUGGACGAAAAAGGUUUUAUCGCCUAUCGCCCUCCUUGAGAAUAUCGUUACUCUCGUUAAACCCCACGUGGAGAGCACUUCAGGAUUCUGGCUCUUUAUAAUCGACAACGUUGACAAUGUGUACCAGGAGAUUGAAUUGAUUGUCAAAUUGCUUCUCCCCUUUAGACAGUGCUUCAUAAUCAUCACGUCGCGAAGAAGGGACAUCUUCCUCGGAGAAUCCGAAUUUAUCGGUCUGCAAGAACUCGGAGAUGCAGAUGCGGUUAAAUUUGUCAAUAAAUCAAUCAGAAUCCCACAACUUGACGAUGACGUGAAAAAAUUAUGUAAAGUUUUGCAAAACUUUCCCCUCGCUCUUAGUCAAGCCGUAGCAUUUAUUAAGCAACAACAACGCAUCUCUCUCCAAGGGGAAGGCUACCGGAUUUCGCACUAUUUGGCAGAAUAUAACACAAAAGGGAAACAACUGCUCAGCCAGAAGUUGCAACUUUCUGAUUAUGAAAAUACAACACUUAUCGCAUUAAACGUGACGAUCGAAAAGAUGCGAAAAGACCACGGUCGCUGCGGUAACAUUGCGUACUAUCUGCUUGAACUUGUAUCUCUCUUAAAUCCUGACGGUAUCACAGUUAAACAUUUGGAGAAUUUACUACUACAAAUUUUACCCGUUGAUUUGUACCAAGCAAUCAAACAGGACAACGAAAUGACUCCGGUCGUCCAGCUCCUCGUGAUUUAUUCGUUAGUGAAAGUAAACAAUUUCGUGGUCACGAUCCACCGCAUGGUUCAGAAAGUUACGCGAGUUCGAACCCAGGAAGAAGAAAACGGUGUCCCACCAGUUCAGCUAAAUACAAGAGAAACUAAAAUCUUAAACGACCUUUUGAUCCAUGUGAAUCCAAAAGUGAACAAAAACACGAAAUCAGAAAUGAUCCACAUUCUCAGUAUUAUGUAUCACACGGGUAAAUACGUUUACCUGGUUAGGACGUAUUCUACAAUUCCGAACAAGGUUUACAAUCAGUUAGUCAUCCUCUCCAUGUUUCGAGAGGGUUACGAAUUUGCUGUGAAAUUUUUCACCCUGCUACAAAAUACGAUGGGGGAGCAUAGUUUCGAUACGCUCGCAAUGCAGCAUACGAUUGCCAGGUCGCUCGAGCAUGUCGGAGAGUGGGACAAGUCCUCUCAAACUUAUGAACAAGUUUAUCACAAAAUGGUCAAGUAUUUGGGGAAGCGUCACGAAGAAACUUUGGUAGCAGGAAGUAACUUUAGCUUCCUUUUGUGGAGUUUGGACAAGUUUGAGGAAUCAUUCGCCUUGGCGAAAUUAAUUCAUAAAGAACGUUGUAAAAUUUAUGAGCCAGGGAAUGAAAACAUUAUCACCUCAAACAAAGGGAUGGCCAUGGGACUUCAGUCUUUGGGAAGGCAUGAUGAAGCCAGAUCCCUUUAUGAAGAUGUACUCAAGUGGGAAAUUUCUGUUAAGGGGGAAUUUUCUCCCAGAGCGGUUGCAACGCGACAUAAUUUAGCAUACGGACAAUUUCUCCAGGGUAACUAUGUAGGAUCAAGGAAACAAUUUGAGACCAUAGUCAAGGAGCAAGGGGAGGUUAUGGGCGAAAUGCAUUUGUCAACGGCGACGUCAAAGUAUUGGUUGGCACUUAAUUUGAGUGAGUUGGGGGAACAGGAGGAGGCCUUGAACCUAAUGGAAGAGGUUGUAAAGGUGAGAGAGAAAGGGUUGGGGGACAAACAUCCGUACACGGUAAAAGCGGUGGACGCUAUUGCAAAAAUUAAAGCAAAAUUAUGUGAGGAAAUUGAAUUAAAUAAUAAUAAUUAAUUAAAUAGAUAAAUAUAUGCAUGUAUUUGUGUGUACAUGAGUCGCAUACUUGUGCAAAGGUUUAAAUAUUAUGUAACAAAAUUAUUAACAAGUAAUUAUUUUAAGUAUUUCCAAAUAAAAUUAUAUGAAGUAACUAAUCCUUAGUUUGA
Messenger RNA from Folsomia candida, 2617 nucleotides. RefSeq lists its product as uncharacterized. The transcript has 2 exons. The record is from RefSeq and is a predicted model, not a curated record. Gene Ontology annotation, biological process: signal transduction. The coding region runs from base 15 to 2468 and encodes 817 amino acids. NCBI's taxonomy places the organism in Eukaryota, Metazoa, Arthropoda, Collembola, Entomobryomorpha, Isotomidae. Gene Ontology annotation, molecular function: protein binding.